Messenger RNA from Temnothorax curvispinosus, 2116 nucleotides. RefSeq lists its product as uncharacterized. The transcript has 13 exons. The coding region runs from base 194 to 2116 and encodes 640 amino acids. NCBI's taxonomy places the organism in Eukaryota, Metazoa, Arthropoda, Insecta, Hymenoptera, Formicidae. Gene Ontology annotation, biological process: replication-born double-strand break repair via sister chromatid exchange; synaptonemal complex assembly; mitotic sister chromatid cohesion. The record is from RefSeq and is a predicted model, not a curated record. Gene Ontology annotation, cellular component: cohesin complex; synaptonemal complex. Gene Ontology annotation, molecular function: protein binding; chromatin binding.
CAUGAAAAAUGAGAUAACUUACGAAAGAGGAGAAGGAUAAUAUUCAAGGAAAGCGCGUUUGAAGGAAAUUGAUCCAAUAAAUUGUAAAAGUUGAGAGAUUCUUUGAUCGAAAAAGAAUUUAAUCGUUACGUUCGACAAGUAUAUCCAUAUGACUGAAGACUAGGAUAAUCGGCCAUAUUAAACACAGAUCAAGAUGUUCUAUCCAGUUGAACUGCUUUCCCGUCGACGAAGGGGCAAAUUAGCUCCUUGUUGGCUCGCUGCAACGGUCAGCGAGAAAAUAUUUAAAAGACACUAUAAUCCUGGUGCUAUAAAGAAGAUAAACACUGUAGAAACUUGCGAGCAAAUUUUGGAAAUAAUGCAGUCGCGCAACAGAUCAAAUAGAUUUAGCUUAUAUCUGUCAUCACAAUUAAUGUACGGCAUAACAAGAAUUCAUCGUUUACAAGUUUUAAAUUAUCAGAAGGAAGUUUUUGAAAUGCAACAAAAAUUUGACUCUGGCGGCAGCCGUGGCGACAGAGUGUUGGAGAAUAAAGAGGAUGAGUAUGACGCAGUUCAGGAUCUUGAAUUGCGUGCAAUAGAUGUGCCUAUUUCCACUCAAAACUUUCCUAACGCUCAAUUAGAAAUAGACUUACACUUACUUCCGGACGAAGAGUUUGAUGAAAGACUACGGACAAUUAUGAAAGAUGCAGCAUGUUGUGAUUUUGGUGCUUUAAAUGACGAGGAGUUGGACUUUAUGCUUAAACAUGAUUUCAAUCUCGCACUUGACCAGAUGCAUGAACUACAGACAGCAGAGGAAAGAUCAGCAUUCUCAAAGAAGACAGCUGAUGAUGUAACAAUAGAAGAGAUCCAAGAAAAACAGUUAUCUCAGGAAACCCGUGGUCCAGUACUUGUGGAUAUAUCGGAAAGAAAGAAAUCCAAAGAGGGACUGUUAUUAACUCCACAAAAACGACAGCCACAUCAAAUGCAGGUGGAAACGCCUACGAAGAGAAGACGUUUAUACUUUGACACUGCAUCGGCGACUGAUGUACCCCCUGUAGAAGAUGUGGCAGUACCUCCUGCACCUGUAGAAGAUGUGGCAGUACCUCCUGUACCUGUAGAAGAUGUGGCAGUACCUCCUGCACCUGUAGAAGAUGUGGUAGUACCGACUGAAUUGCCUAGAGAAGAAACGAGAAUGUUAGUUCUUCCACAGCAAGAGGAAACUAACAUGGAAUUGGAAUCAUUAGAUUCAAGCUACUUUGUGAUCCGCAGUCGUUCGAAGAAAAGCAAAAUUAUUGAUAAAAAAACAGAGUUAAGUGACAGUCAGCUUAAGAAAUGGCGUCAGAAUGUAAAAAUUCAUUGCGAGAAAUUGGAUAAACCAUUAACAAAAAAAUUAUCGCUGACACCGGCGAUAAAUCUUUUCAACCAACCUUCGGACUCACCUAGGCGAUGGAACAAAAGUUUACGCAGUCGCUUUGCUUCUCGCAUCACUGGGCCAUUCAAGAGUGUAAAUGAAGAUGUUGCACUUGCUGAAUUUACGCAAUUUUUUGAACAAAUGCGUGUAGAAGAGACAGUUAGCAAGCUAGAUCUUCCUACAGAAGAAGUGAGUACAUUCCAAAAGACGGAAAUGGCAAUUGCUGCCGAACCCGGAGACAGUGUUGCAAACGUCUUAACAAUGACAAAUAUAAUUCCCGAAACUAUGGACGUAUCAAUGGUACCAUUACCGAAAGAGGUACCGGAAGCGAUUGUCUUAGAAGAAGGCACUAGCAUCGUUGAACAGGGGCCGGAUCAGGAAAGAAUGAAUAUAAGUAAUGAUGAAUGCUUUGAAGAUAUAGACAUUUUAUUAGAAAGACAGCGACAGUCUCCGAAAACGGCGAAACAAAUUCCAGUACCUUCUACCAGCAGUUCAAGCGGAUACUCGCAACCUGCACUGACAAGCCAAGAGAUUUUGGUUCUAUUAGAAGUUUUCUGGCGUGACAAGGAUACUGUCAAAUUCAGUGAACUUAUUCCACCGGAAACGUACACGAGAGAGGAUGCUGCUACUGCUUUUGAAAUACUUCUUGACUUAUAUGCACAAGAUAAACUCAUUUUGCAACAGACUGACUAUUCUAAACCUUUAUGGAUUUCCAAAUACCGGGAUUAA